UCUUAACGUCGUCACACACACGAGGGUUAUGUUGUGUUGUUUUUAUAUUUUCCUUUUUAAAAUAUAGUAAUAAUUGCAGUUUAUCAUCAUGUCUUCGUGGAAAAAAGCCGCUAAGGCUAACCAAAAGACUCACAAGGAGAGACAUCAGCCAGAAUCAAGAAAGCAUUUGGGUUUCCUAGAAAAGAAGAAAGACUAUAAAAAACGUGCAGAUGAUUACCAUGAGAAGGGAGAAACUUUGAAAUUACUACGUAAAAGAACAUUGGAUAAGAAUCCUGAUGAAUUCUACUUCCAUAUGGUCAAUUCUAGAGUUAAAGAUGGGGUGCAUCAUGAAUUGGAAAAAGAAGAUGAACACACUCCAGAACAGGUGAAACUGAUGCAGACGCAAGACAUCAAGUACAUUAACAUGAAAAGGACUAUUGAGAGUCGACGGAUCAAUAGAUUACAGUCACAACUCCAUAUGACGGAGAUUGCAGACUCCACUCCAAACACUCAUGUAUUCUUCGUGGAUGAAGGGGAAGAGAAAGACUUUGACCUAGCCCAGAGAUUAGACACACACCCAUCUUUGUUGGGAAGAAAGUCUAAUAGACCAAGGCUAUCCGAUUUGAACAAGAUUACAUUGCCUGAUAUCAGUGAAGAGGCUAUGAAAUCAAUGAAUAAGAAAAAGGAGCAGACAUACAAAGAAAUAGCUACAAGGAUAGAUCGCGAGAAAGAGUUGACUGUAGUUCAGCAGAAGAUGGAACUGAAGCGUCAUCUUCAAGACAAAUCCGCCAAAAUAAUGAAACCUAAACGAGUGCAACGUGGCACCAAGGUUUCCGCACCAGUAUACAAGUUCCAAUAUAUAAGGAAAAAAUAAAACCUUUCGGGCGCCAUCCCACUCGCGUCAGACAGAUAACUGCGGGGCGGAAGGCAAGAGGGAAACCCCUGCCCUAUUUUUCCCAAAAAGUAGCAUGGAGAAUGCUACACCGACAAGGGCGUAGCUCCUAAACUAAUUAUUGAUGAGGUGGUAUUUGCGAGAAAGUUGUCAU
Molecule: messenger RNA, 1025 nt
Organism: Pectinophora gossypiella (pink bollworm)
Lineage: Eukaryota; Metazoa; Arthropoda; Insecta; Lepidoptera; Gelechiidae
Product: probable U3 small nucleolar RNA-associated protein 11
Exons: 5
Coding region: 89-853 (254 amino acids)
Biological process (GO): rRNA processing
Cellular component (GO): small-subunit processome; nucleolus
Source: RefSeq, a predicted model, not a curated record